AUGCCCCCAGGACUCGGAACGGUGCCCUGCCAUGGCCAGGUGGGCUCUGUGCUGUCCUCUCACCAGGCUGCUCUCUGCUCAGGUAUCUCCAGGGACAACUGGCAUAAGCGUCGCAAGACUGGGGGCAAAAGGAAACCCUACCACAAGAAGAGGAAGUAUGAGUUGGGGCGACCUCCUGCCAAUACGAAGAUUGGCCCACGCCGAAUUCAUACAGUGAGAGUUCGUGGUGGAAAUAAGAAAUACCGUGCCCUUCGGUUGGAUGUUGGCAACUUCUCCUGGGGAUCGGAAUGCUGCACUCGCAAAACCAGAAUUAUUGAUGUCGUCUACAAUGCUUCCAACAAUGAACUAGUGCGGACAAAGACCCUGGUGAAGAAUUGCAUCGUUCUCAUCGACAGCACCCCGUACCGGCAGUGGUACGAAGCCCACUAUGCUUUGCCCCUCGGACGCAAGAAGGGCGCCAAACUGACUCCUGAAGAGGAGGAAAUCUUGAACAAGAAGCGUUCAAAGAAGAUCCAGAAAAAAUACGAUGAGCGAAAGAAGAAUGCCAAGAUAGCAAGUAUUCUUGAGGAGCAAUUCCAGCAAGGAAAGCUGCUUGCCUGCAUUGCCUCCAGACCUGGACAGUGUGGCCGAGCCGAUGGCUAUGUAUUGGAAGGCAAGGAAUUAGAGUUCUACUUGAGGAAAAUCAAGGCCAGAAAAGGCAAAUGAAUAAAAACUAUUCUGCUGAGAGAACGAAUAAAACCAAGAGUCUACUACAGUAAAAA
Athene cunicularia (burrowing owl) is the source of this 761-nucleotide messenger RNA. RefSeq names its product ribosomal protein S8 (gene RPS8). Gene Ontology annotation, biological process: translation; maturation of SSU-rRNA from tricistronic rRNA transcript (SSU-rRNA, 5.8S rRNA, LSU-rRNA). The coding region runs from base 1 to 705 and encodes 234 amino acids. Gene Ontology annotation, cellular component: ribosome; cytosolic small ribosomal subunit. The transcript is spliced from 6 exons. Lineage: Eukaryota; Metazoa; Chordata; Aves; Strigiformes; Strigidae. The record is from RefSeq and is a predicted model, not a curated record. Gene Ontology annotation, molecular function: structural constituent of ribosome.